Molecule: messenger RNA, 1070 nt
Organism: Carassius auratus (goldfish)
Lineage: Eukaryota; Metazoa; Chordata; Actinopteri; Cypriniformes; Cyprinidae
Product: putative transcription factor ovo-like protein 3
Exons: 4
Coding region: 315-1070 (251 amino acids)
Biological process (GO): epidermal cell differentiation; regulation of transcription by RNA polymerase II
Cellular component (GO): nucleus
Molecular function (GO): DNA-binding transcription factor activity, RNA polymerase II-specific; RNA polymerase II cis-regulatory region sequence-specific DNA binding
Source: RefSeq, a predicted model, not a curated record
AGUAAAGCAGCCCAUUUGAAUUGCCUUUGUCCCAGGUUAGGUGACAUAAACCUGACAGACAAUCAACUGGAACGUGAAAUAAAAGCAACAUUUUCCUAGCAGUGCUGAGCUUGCUGUGCCCUUCAGCCCCGCGCGCCGGAGGACCAUUUGCAUGGCAGGUCCAGUUAAAUGAGGAGCCCAGAUUCUCUCUACCUGGCAUGCAAACCAGCGGAGCAGCAGUUAAAGCACAGGUGUGUCCUCCUCUCUCCAGAGAUAUGGAAAUCAUCCGCUCUCAGAUUGAGUCUCUAGACAGCGAGCCGUGAAGCAGUCUGGAGAUGCCUCGCUCGUUCCUGGUCAAGAGAAAGCAGUCGGUGUGCGCCGGAUGGCAGUGGAAGGAGCCGGAGCCCUGCUUCAGCCCAAACACAGUGUGUGUUCCGGCUCCCAGCGCUGCUCUGGAGUCAGUGUCGGAGCAGUGUCGCUCUCAGGCCGUCCACACACACACACACACACCUGCUCUGGAUUAUGGGAUGGAGAGAGUUCAGCCGUCACACAGUUCUCUCGCUCCUCCUGCGCUGGCCUCGGCUCCGCUCAACAAGGCGCGUGAAUCCAGCGGCUCGUCAGAGUUCCUGUGCUCCGUGUGUCAUAAAGUGUUUCCUCUGCAGCGCAUGCUGACGCGUCACCUCAAGUGCCACAGUAUGAUCAAGAGACACCCCUGCAGGUUCUGCGGGAAGGGCUUCAACGACACCUUCGACCUGAAGAGACACAUGAGAACACACACCGGUAUCCGUCCGUACCGCUGUGAUCUGUGUGAGAAGGCCUUCACGCAGCGCUGCUCUCUGGAGUCUCACCUGAGGAAGAUCCACGGCGUGCGACAGCAGUACGCUUACCGCCAGCGGCGCUCCAAGAUCUUCGUGUGUGAGGACUGUGGCUUCACCUCCAACCGACCGGACGAGUACUUCCUCCACGUCAGACAGCAGCACCCGAGCAGCCCGGCCCUGCGCCGUUAUUACCGUAAACACAUGCUGGAGAGCCCCUCGCAGCACAGCAUCGCCCCCUUCAUGCUGUACCCCGCUGCAGGACUCUACAUGUGA